This is a messenger RNA of Fusarium poae, 981 nucleotides long. RefSeq lists its product as uncharacterized. The transcript has 2 exons. The coding region runs from base 1 to 981 and encodes 326 amino acids. Gene Ontology annotation, cellular component: preribosome, large subunit precursor. The record is from RefSeq and is a predicted model, not a curated record. Gene Ontology annotation, molecular function: zinc ion binding; nucleic acid binding. Gene Ontology annotation, biological process: ribosomal large subunit biogenesis. Lineage: Eukaryota; Fungi; Ascomycota; Sordariomycetes; Hypocreales; Nectriaceae.
AUGUCAUCCACAAAACUGACCUGUUCACUCUGCGAUGUGUCGUUUGAAAAUAGCCAGGAGCAUAGAAUACACGCAAAAAGUGAAUCACAUAUAGCAGCUUUGAGACAGCGCGCGGUGGCUUCAGGGUUGAUAGACGAAAGAAUUGAUGAUGACCACACAUACACCGGCCAGACACAGGCAACAGAUGGCUUACAAGAACAACUAUCAGGUAGCGAUACCGAAACUUCAGAUGAAGUCCCCAAUGAUGAAAUGCCAGAGUUUGAGCCUGAAAAAUGCAUCAUCUGCACCCAAAACAACAAAAGCUUCGAUGACAAUGUCCAACACAUGAAGACAGCACACAGUCUGCGGAUCCCGUACGAAAACCACCUGAGUGUGGACUUGGAGACAUUGAUCUGGUAUCUUCACUUUGUCAUUAAUACCUACCGUGAGUGCAUUUAUUGCGGAACGAGAAGCCGUACCGUUCAAGGCAUCCAGCAACAUAUGGUGGAUAAAGGCCAUUGCAGAGUCGAAAUGUCAGACGAGAUGUUGGAAUUCUAUGACCUUGAGGGACUGAAGAAAUACGAAACGGAAAACGGUGUUGCCAUCGACAACGAAACCCUUCGACUAUCAUCUGGAAAACUGCUAUCACAUCGUACGGCCCCAGCACCUAAGAAACCCCAUCGAGAGACAGCUCAGGAUGAUGCACAAAGUCAAGAUAAUCAGACUGCUCUGCCUGGAAGUGUGUCGUCGGAUGCGCUCACGACGAAGGAUAGGAAGGAGGCAGCGUUGGCGUCUCAGCUUGCCAGACUGAGCGUAAGAGACCAGCAAAGUUUGAUACACAUGUCGUCUUCGGAACAGCGUAGCUUUUUGCUGCAGAGAAAGAAGGAAAUGGACACGGCACGGCGGUCAGAACGGAAGAUGCGACUCAAGACAGAAAGGGUCAACAACAAGACCAUGAUGAAGACCUUUCAGAACGAUGUGCCGGGUCCAAAGAAUGGCUGA